Messenger RNA from Moneuplotes crassus, 2085 nucleotides. The record is from the annotation of a GenBank genome assembly. NCBI's taxonomy places the organism in Eukaryota, Ciliophora, Spirotrichea, Euplotida, Euplotidae.
AUUGGGAAUUAUUUGAAGGGAUUCAAACAAUUUAGUUUGUAAUGGAGCAGAAUAUCAGAAAAUUACUGAUGGAGGCACUUUCGCCAUUUAAUCACAAUCAGGAGGAUUGUGAUGGUGGUUUAGAAGAGUCUCAUGAAUCUGAAAAUUCCACUACAGAUGCUAGUGAUGAAUUUGAAGAUCCAAUCAAAAAAGAAAAGGCUUUAGUCAAUACAAGUACGAGCCUGCCAAGGAAGCAAGAACAGAUAAAGCCAAAACAAGAGAAGCUGAUGAAGCCAUUCAAAUCGUUCCCUAUUAAAGAUCAGAAGGUGGACAAAGAUGCCCAAGAAAAUCGAUUGAAUGAUGGUCUAAAAUUACUUAGCAAUUACCGGAAAUGGAAGCCUGAAGUCUGGAUGAGUGAGAAUGAAGCCCAUACAGAUAAUAAAGAAGCUGCCUCUCCUGCUAAGAUCACAUGACAUGUCUGUCUGCAAAGCCACUCUACUUGUUUUGACAACAUUUUAGUAUGAAAUUUGUGCAAUGUAGCUUUUCAUCAGAAAUGCUAUGGCAAGGAAGUAUUAUCAGAAAUUCCUAAAAGUGGCACAUGGGCUUGUCAAAGAUGCAAGUACCUCUUUCUUCUGAGAGAUAAUUUCAACAUCGAUGAAGUCAAAUGUGCUCUAUGUCCAGAGCUCAAAGGAGCAGUCAUAAAGCCUACAAAUUUUCCUUGGGUACAUAUUAGAUGAAUUCAAUGGAGCGAUGACAUUUAUUUUAAGAAUUUCAGUACUAAAUUGACCAUCUGUGGGAAAAUUCCGUCCUCUUUAAGAGAAGGUACCUGCAAAAUUUGUAAGUAUCCAGGAUUAGAAAGAUAUGGAGCUAAAAUAAAAUGUGACUUCAAAUCUUGUAAGACCAUAUUCCAUGUUGAAUGUGCCAUCAAAGCUGGAAUCCGCCUCAAUUUUAAUAAGAAAGGGAAAUUAUUGAUUAAUCAUGAUGGAUCUGACUCCAAUAUCUAUUGACUUAUUCACACUAAACAGUUAACUCAAUCUGUUCAAUCAGAGAAGGAAAAUUUGACACAAGAAUUUAGCAGCAACAUUAGGCUAAAAGACGGAGGCUGCUUAAAAAUACCUAAAAACAAGAAACCUCUCAAUUCAUGAAACACUGAAAGUGAAGAUUCCUCUCUUGAAGAGAUUAGCCUGAAUAUCAAGAAAUUGUCUGAUCAGAAGCAGAAAUAGCAAUAAAAGUUCCAAUAAUACCAACAAAGUUAAGAAAAGAAUGUUCAAAACUUGUGAAAAGGAUAUUGAUGCUCUUAUGAAUAACAAAGAGCUAGGAUCAUUAGCUAAUUCAAUCCAAAAUACUCCAAAGGACUUUAUUUCAGCUGUGAAGAUUGAAAAUCCUGUACCUUAUACGCCAAAUUCGGAUAUUUACGAACCCUCACUGCCAAAUCAAGAGCCUGUGCAUAAGAAGAAGUAUUUGAGCUUCUUGGAACGGAUCAACAAUGGAAUCCCAGGCAAGGGGUCUGUCCAAAAAUCUUCUUGCUUUAAAAGCUCUAAGAAAAAAGUAGCUCAUAGUUUAGCACCAGAAGAUAUUUAUUAUAUCCCUCAAUGACUGAAAGUGAUCCUUAAGACUGAAAAAGCAGGAAAAAGUUGGAUCUGUAAUGUGCUUGGUGAGUAUAUCAAGAAUCAUCCAGCCGUGCAGCUGUAUCAUGAUGAUUGGGCUCGAAUCAAUAGGUGUCCUGAACUCCAAGAGGCAUUUGGAAUGGACCAAAUUCUUCUAACACAUAUAGAAUAUUAUGUAAGCAGUUGUUUCAAGAAAUGUUCUCAAUUCGAAACUGUGAAAGAAGAGAAUUUAAAGAGUUAUGGUGAUGAAAUAAAGAUUAUUAAUGUAAUUAAUAAACCUCCAAGCAGAAAGAGAAGACUCAGAAAAUUCAAAUUAGGUAGUCCAGCUAAGAAUACCCAGAGAACGAGCAGUUUCAUCAGAGACAAUUCUCGGCCGAAAAUAGUCUAUAAGAGAAAGAAAAGUGUGUUUAAAAAGCGGGUUAUAAAGGAUGCCGAUCCAACCAAUUCAGAAGAUGAUUAUGCUUUUGACUGAUAAUUUCAAUAAACUCCAAUCUUUAAG